CCAACACAAACAGCAGACAAACAUAUAUACUACAAGAUGAGCGCGUUCAUGGUGUCGCUCGUGCUUGCAGUGCUCACGCUGCCGUCGGCGACAACAACCAUCGCUAGAAGAAACUGCUCCGACGCCUGUGGCUAUGGUGACAUACCUUAUCCGUUCGGACUAGGCCCUUGGUGCUCCUUGCCUGGGUUCAAUCUCACUUGUGCCGUCCACAAGCACACCAACGACAGAUAUCUCCUGCUCGGCAUGGCCAACUCAACCAUGGAGGUGGAGUUCCCCUCCGUGGGUACCAACCCCUUCGUGCGCGCCAGGAUCUCCUACAUGGUGACAAUGAUCCCCAGUGUCCGUGACUACACCAUCCGUUGGGAAGCUCCAGGUAGGCCUUUCGCCAUAUCUGGCUCGUCAAACAUGUCCUUAAUCAUUUUUGGUUGCGGUAUCACGGCCUCAAUGUUCCUUGUCGACAACAACUCGGCCGUCGACGUCGGGAGCUGCUCGGCGAUAUGUGCCCAAGAUGAAAUCAUGGAGAAGCUACCAGAGGGAACAUGCGAUGGCAUCGGUUGUUGUUCCAUCAACAUACGGGUCAACUUGAGGGCCUUCACCCUCAACAUCACACGCAUUGUCGGCGAUUCAGUCGGCUCGAGCAUGGUUCAUGCCUUAGUUGCCAGUGGUAAGUACCAGUUUUACUUCAAGCCAGUCGAUGCCCUAAGAUCGUCCCUGGUACCCUCUCUAGUACCCCAACAAGCUACACUGGAUUGGUCUAUUCCCUACCAUCCCAACUGUAAGCAUGCCAUGGAGGACAGGGCUAGUUACGCAUGUGUUAGUAAGAACAGCAAGUGCCAGGACUCGAGGAUCGGUGGAUAUUUUUGCUCUUGCCUAUGGGGAGAGGGAGGUAACGCCUAUGUCGACGACGGAUGCCCCGAAUACGAACCGCCUGCACCGCUUCCACCACCUCUCCCUUCGCAAGUUUAUGGCUCCAUCCAGCCUGGAACGGACUGUCCAACAUCAUGCGGGAAUGUCAGUAUCCCGUUCCCAUUUGGCACAAAGCUAGGCUGCUUUGCAGCUGUGCAUCUCUACUUAGCAUGUAUGCCAGGGACCAUUCUCCCUGUCCUUGAAUUGACUAGUCGAAUGGUCGUCAGUGACAUAUCUCUUGACGAUGGUGUCUUGCACAUUCAUGAGGAAUCUGAGCCAGAUGAUUUCUUCUCUGGUUCGGGCUCGGAUUCUGCACUCUACUCCUUGGCCGGGAAAUGGGGAGUGGUGAAAUGGGCGGUUGACAAAAUCACAUGUGAGCAUGCAAAGGUAGACAUGAGUGAUUAUAGAUGCUUGAGCUCGCACAGCGAGUGUGUCGAUGUCACCGAUGAUGGAACACUCAAACAUCUGGGUUACCGGUGCAAGUGCUCUUCUGGUUUUCAAGGAAAUCCUUACAUCAAGGAUGGAUGCACAGAUACUAACGAGUGCCUACAGCCAGAUAAAUACAUAUGCAAUGGUAUUUGCCACAAUAAGUUUGGGAGCUAUACAUGCACCAGUAGUGUAAUAUUAGGUGUCAGCAUUGGACUAGGUAGUGGUGGAGGCAUUCUGUUACUUGCCGCUAUUGUUGCCAUCAUCACUAGGAGAUGGAAGAGUAGCGUCGAGAAACAUCUGAGAAAGAGGCAUUUCCGUAAGAAUAGAGGCAUUCUGCUACAACAGCUCACCUCUUCCAACAAAAGUGCCAGCGAAGGCACAAAGUUAUUCUCUCUGGACGAGAUACAACAGGCAACUAACAAUUUUGAGCGCACCCGUGUGGUCGGGCGCGGGGGCCAUGGCACCGUCUACAAGGGCAUCCUGGCCGACCAACGCGUGGUUGCCAUCAAGAAGUCAACCCAUGCAGUGAUGAGCGAGAUCGACCAGUUCAUCAACGAGGUGGCCAUCCUCUCGCAGAUCAACCACCGGAAUGUGGUGAAGCUCCAUGGAUGUUGUCUCGAAUCUGAGGUCCCCCUACUCAUCUACGAGUUCAUAUCCAAUGGCACGCUCUACGACCUCUUGCACCGCCCCUCCCAAUCAAAGCAUGACGAUGGGUUGUCUCCCCUUUCCUGGGAGGAGCGCCUGAGAAUCGCCACUGAGAUCGCCGCCGCACUUGCAUACCUCCACUCAGCGGCGUCCGUGUCAAUUCUACAUAGGGAUGUCAAGUCCAUGAACGUGCUCCUGACGGAAAGCCGCACCGCCAAGGUAUCAGAUUUCGGCGCGUCAAGGCUGAUCCCGAUGGAUCAGACGCACCUUGUGACCACUGUCCAAGGAACGUUUGGGUACCUGGAUCCAGAGUACUACCACAACGGCAUGCUCAAUGAGAAGAGCGAUGUUUACAGCUUUGGGGUGAUCCUUGUAGAGCUGCUGACGAGAAGGAAACCCAUCAUCGAGAACGAGCACGACGAGAAACAGAACUUGUCCAGCUACUUCCUGUGGGCUAUGAGGGAGGGGAGGCCCCUCCAGGAGACCCUGGACGUGCAAAUCCUGUUGGAGGAAGGAAUCAACAAGGAAAUGGUCCUGUGUGUGGCUCGGUUGGCGGAAGAGUGCCUCAGUCUCACGCGAUGGGGCAGGCCUACCAUGAAAGAUGUGGAGAUGAGGCUGCAGCUCCUUCGUGUUGCACGGAUGGCCGGCCAGGACCAAGUGGUGCCACGGCGGCAUUAUGGUGCCAUUGUUCCCGUGAUUGGUGAGCAAGGCUCACGACAAUUCAGCCAAGAGAAGGAGUUUAUGUCGUCUCUACGUGUACCGCGCUAGUUUGUAUACUCACGAGACAUAUGCAUACUCUUAGGACCCCUUUUGAUUGCACGAUUCC
This is a messenger RNA of Hordeum vulgare subsp. vulgare (domesticated barley), 2806 nucleotides long. RefSeq names its product wall-associated receptor kinase 4-like. Gene Ontology annotation, cellular component: plasma membrane. Gene Ontology annotation, molecular function: polysaccharide binding; calcium ion binding; ATP binding. NCBI's taxonomy places the organism in Eukaryota, Viridiplantae, Streptophyta, Magnoliopsida, Poales, Poaceae. The transcript is spliced from 4 exons. Gene Ontology annotation, biological process: cell surface receptor signaling pathway; protein phosphorylation. The coding region runs from base 37 to 2748 and encodes 903 amino acids. The record is from RefSeq and is a predicted model, not a curated record.